CGGCUGCACCUUUCCCAGCAAGAACUUCUCUAGGAUCGUGCAUCUGAAGUAGCCUCCUCUGCCUCUCUCUUCCCUCUAUGAUUCUUGGAUCUCCUGCAAUUAUAUAUUAACUAUUCUCCUGCCUGGGGGACUCCACAUCAAGCACAAAUAAUCCUGGGAGAAGUGGUUUCCUCUGGCACAAUGGGAGGAUCUGCUGUGAGCCUGGCGGCUGCGUUGGCUUUCUGCUUGUCAGCUGUUUCUCACGGCCAGCCUCUGUACAUGCUGAUUGCCCCCAACGUCUUGCACGUGGAGACAGAAGAGACGGUCAUUGUGGAAGCUCAUGGCCACCACGGCCCAAUCGAGGCCACAAUCACUGUGCUUGACUUCCCACAGAAGAAGGAGGUCUUGGACUACACUAAAGCAAGCUUGAACCCUGAGAAUGGCAUGAUGAACAUCACUAAAAUAAAGGUGGGGCUGGGGGGAGCUGGCCGCAUCUGGGAGGAAAACUCCAACCUCGGUCUUAAGGGUGCUGUAAUAGCAGCCAACAAGGUGUAA
Messenger RNA from Alligator mississippiensis (American alligator), 534 nucleotides. Its product is annotated as complement C3-like. Bases 181 to 534 code for a protein of 117 amino acids. Lineage: Eukaryota; Metazoa; Chordata; Crocodylia; Alligatoridae. The record is from RefSeq and is a predicted model, not a curated record. The transcript is spliced from 3 exons.